AUGAAGAGCCCUACGGUUCUAUUCACUAUCGCACUCUUCGCCGGCAUCGCCGCCUCCUUUCCCGUGGCGGUAGUAGCGAUUACUACGGAAGAGGCAGCGGAAAACUCAGCGUCUCCUCUCUCCGUUAAGGAUGGAUUACUGCCAUCAACUGAGACUGCGGAAUCACCAUCGUGGCCUCAGAAACUAUCUCCAACUCCAAUGGCAGCAGAUGAAAUUAUUGAAACUCCGAAAUCUCGCGCUCAUAAUGUUAUUUCUGCUAACAUUAGUAGCGGAACCGCAUUGCCACCUCUUGGAACAAUUCCCGAUGAAGUACAGCCAGACGGCCACAUCAUCCAGCACCAUGGGAAGGGCCAUGAGAAGCGCCGUGGUCAAGACCAGCCAAAAAGGCAACAUACCAAGACAACCAUUGCCUUGGAGUAA
Aplosporella prunicola CBS 121167 is the source of this 420-nucleotide messenger RNA. RefSeq lists its product as uncharacterized. Bases 1 to 420 code for a protein of 139 amino acids. The record is from RefSeq and is a predicted model, not a curated record. The transcript is spliced from 2 exons. NCBI's taxonomy places the organism in Eukaryota, Fungi, Ascomycota, Dothideomycetes, Botryosphaeriales, Aplosporellaceae.